GUCGGCUCACAUGUACGGAUACAAGGCUUAUUAUCAGGAAUAGCAGGAAGUUGAAGUAGAGAGGGGAAAGGGGGUCAGUAACCUUGCAACUAGGGGAAGGAAGUACGAAGAUAAAUCCAUCUUCGAAGUUCAUGCAGCAUCUUCUAAUUCCCCUCUCCUCUUCAUUUUUGUUUAGACAGCCGCAGUUCGGAUGAAUUGGUAGCAUCUUGCCGCUCCGUGUUUUGUGGUGAUAAACAACAACAAUGGAUAUUGUGCAAACUACUCUACUUUUUGCAGUCAUGCUAACUUGGGUGCUACCAAUGAGUCGCGGCUGUGAACCAGGACAGGUCCGGGAGGGCUGCCGUAUUGAUAACGGAGAGUGCUUCUGUGCUUCAGGAUGCUACUCGGAGUACCGAUAUUCCAAUAGAGAAGAAUGUAGGAAAGCCUUGAAAGGGAAGAAGUUAGAUUCUUGUUCGAGGACACCCUGCUUGCACCAAGGCACUUGCAGUCAAACCAUGAAAGAACCAGGCUACAAGUGUAGGUGCGAAGGAACUGGCUACUAUGGACAGCGAUGCGAAUACCGAUGCCCUAGUUUAUUUUCACAGUCCCGUUCACAGAAUUACUAUCCGUACGAGUGUGUCUUGAUAUAACAACAUCAAAAUUAUCAACUAUGCAAGACCUGCCGAAUUGCAAUUUCAAGAUUUCCAGCAUGAAAAGAUGGCUGAAAGUGAAUGUUAUCUAAUUCAGAAGCCCUAUAAUGUUAGCCCUCCUUAAUUACUGAACGUAAAUUAGUUGGUGGAGGUUGAUGUUCACUUUAGGAAUAGAGAAAAAAAGGGCAACCAAGUUCCUCUUUACCUUAAUCAUAAACUUGGCGUUUGAAGUUCAUAACACUCAGGUUUAUUCAUCAAGAAAGAAAGAAAGAACAAAACAAAAAAAUAAUAUAAUAAAAUAAAUGCUGAAGAAUAUAUGGACCUUUAAUGGUAGUUAAUCUGUUAAUGUCCUGUCUUCCAGAAAUUAUAUGAUGAUUAUUUCACAUCAUACUUUUCACAGAAUUCAUUGUCUUUCCCAGAGGAUGUUGUAUACAUCUGUUUAAAAUAACUUUAAAGUGAAAAGCAGGACUCUUGUAAGUUGUCAUCAAUGAGGGUAAUUCUCUUGAAUUGCAUAUGUCUUGUUUCUUUAGGUAUAUUUUAAUGUUAACAGAUGAAUUUAUGCGUAUGUCGCAUAUUAUUCUUGUAAAUUUAUUUUGUUUACUACAUUUAGAAUGCCUACGUAUAAGAAUUCAAACCUCUCUCUCUUUAUAUUGGAGAGGAAAACUAUUGAUUAUGAAGGUGCUAACAUGUCGAAGACUUUUGGUUAAAGGUCUUUUUUGACUUUUUCUAAGAGACUUGGAAUACCAUUAUUUCUUUUUUUAAAAUAUUUUUUAAAGUAAAAAAAGUACUUUAAUUACUUUAAGUGUUCUUAUUUUUUUUAUUUUUUAUAAUAUUAUGAACUAGUUUCAUUAAGAAAACUAUUCAUUAAAGAUUACUGUACUUAGAAAAA
Bemisia tabaci is the source of this 1518-nucleotide messenger RNA. RefSeq lists its product as uncharacterized. Lineage: Eukaryota; Metazoa; Arthropoda; Insecta; Hemiptera; Aleyrodidae. The record is from RefSeq and is a predicted model, not a curated record.